Molecule: messenger RNA, 2987 nt
Organism: Coregonus clupeaformis (lake whitefish)
Lineage: Eukaryota; Metazoa; Chordata; Actinopteri; Salmoniformes; Salmonidae
Product: coiled-coil domain-containing protein 106
Exons: 9
Coding region: 141-1397 (418 amino acids)
Cellular component (GO): nucleoplasm
Source: RefSeq, a predicted model, not a curated record
AUGACGGCGAAGGACGUAAACAAGCCUUGUAAAAUAAACGCUAAAUUGUUGUUGUUCUAUCUAGGUACGAAAGUGCACAGAAUGAAUGGGAUUUACAUAUGAAAUACGGUGUUAUAACGACUGAAUAACGGGUGCACGAGAUGCAGGAGGGAAAUAUGAAUGACACUGUGCCUACCUCCAAGAACCACACAGGCUCCCACCCCAUGCAGACGCCGAAGAACGAGGACGCCUAUGAAAUCUCCAUUCCCUUUGAGGAGAACAACUUUGAGCAGCAAGGCUUCUUCAACCAGAAUGAACAGAGUUUUGACGAGUCGCCCCCUCCCUCAGGCGCCCCCCCACCAGGCAGCUCGUACCUGCUGAUCACCAACCUGCGGACGCAGCUGCAGAUCUCCCUGGAGAAGAACUCGUGGCUGCACAAACGCAUCGAGGACCUGGAGGAGGAGAGGGACUUCCUGCGUUGCCAGCUGGACCGCUUCAUCUUCUCUACCAAGACCCAGGGCCAUCAGAACCAGGCCCCCAGCGAGAGCCAGUACAGCAACGGCUAUGACUCUAGACGUUUUGAAUGGAAGGCGAGGAGAGAGGGAGAACGGCCAGCUGAGCAGAAGUCCGAGCCACAGCGUUUCACCUCUCGUCAGAUAUUCCAGCGAAGACCCUCCCCCACUGCGAUGGCCCCACCCAAAAACCACACUUCCAGCACGAUAGCCAAUCAGAUGGCUGCGAUGAGCUCCAUGUUCAGCUCCGGGGCCACCCAGACCCUCUUGCAGGGGCACAGCAGUGGCAGUAGCAACACUAACAGAACCACCAUGAGUGACAUGAAUGCACACGGGAGUGUAGGGCCAGAUUCCCUGUCCCUCCUGGGGGAGGCCGAGGAGUUCCUGGAGCAGGAUGGCUACAUGAACGAGGAGGAAAUGAUUUCAGGAGAGGAAGUGAUGGCAGAGGGCAUGAGCAGCGGUGGGCACCCAGGGAUGAAGAGGAGGCGGGUCUUCCGAAUCACCAGGGAGAGGCAGAGAGUCAAAGACGCUGCAGGGGUGCUGUUCCGCUAUAAGAAGAUCCUGCUGACCUACCAGCGGCUGAAGAACAUGUCCAAGGCCUUCCAGAUUCAUGGGGUGGACCGCAACACGGUGGCCUCCACCACGCCCAUCGCUGAGAUGCUGCUGGUGGCCCCGGAGAAGGUGGCGGAAGUGGGCGAGUUUGACUCGUCCAAGGAGAAGCUGCUGGACUACGCACGCCGCUGCUACAUCGCCCUGGACGAAGAGACACUCAGCAGGGUGCAGGCCCUGAAGAAGAACAACCUGCUACUACCCAUCUCCUACAGGGCCCCAUUUUGCAACGCCAAAAAGUGGUGCUAUUGUCUGAAGAGGCCGUGCUACUCCCAAAUACUUACAGUAGCAGUAUGAAGGUACAGUGAUCACAUCGUAAAUUUGUUGCAUUCCAAACUGGCUCUUUAUUUUCGUUAUACUUGAAAUAAGUGCCCCGCUGACUAUAUUUGAGGUAAUACGGUCUUUUUUGACGAUCAUCUAUUUUGCGCUGUCAGAAUUUCACCUUUUAGUGUCUUCAUGUAAAAGUGGUGUCAUAUUCUGCACACUCACAAAAGCAAUGCCAAUACAUCUUUAUUUACAGAUAAAUGUUUGCUGUUUGGAUAACAUUCCCUCAUUGUCUUUUUCCUAGCACUUCAAAAACAAGUGUAUUAUUUGUGCACUUAAAUGAUGACCUUAUUUAGAUAUAACAAACAGCCCACACCUAGUGAUUUUGGAUCUGUCUCUCAUUUCUCCAGGUUGAAAGGAGGAGAGGAUUCUCUUAAAGAGAAGGAAACUGACACGACCACAAACUGAACAAAGCAAAGAAUAGCUGCACGCUCUAUUGCUCAGAUUCAAACCUCUAGUAGAAUAAUUCCAGUGUUCUGUCAGAAAGCUUCCAGGUUCUGAAACAAAGCAAGUCAGCGAGCUGACUGACCACUGGUGUUGUGUCUGCAUCAGAACAACAGAAUAAGCAGAUACUCUUUGCUUUGGAAGAAGGAUGGGGACAGUUUUGGGAACAGUGCUACUGUGAGGCUAAGCUGUUGUACCACAAAUACAUCACCAAGUUUUCUUUUGCACCAGAAUAUAUUCUGUCACUGUAAAGUGCCACUGUAGCAUACAGUUGUGAGAUGUGUAAUUUGACUGAAGUGUGGUGCAGUGUAACAUCACAUACCCUUUGUACUGUUUUACGAAGAUUCGUUUUUUACUAUAAUUGUAGUAUGAUUUACUGUGCUGUUUCACUAUCAGUUGAGAUUUGUGCUUUAUUUUUCCAGUCCUCUACUGCAAUACUUUGUUUGCUUGGGAAUAAUUUAUUACAAAAAGAUUGCAUACUAUUAGGUUUAUCUUUUUUGUGUUCCAAUAAGCUCAGUGAUUUUCACAAAAGGGACAAAAUGCAAAAUGUUGAUUUUUAUUUGAACAUAUGUCUAUGUAUAUCAAUAUCAAUCACCAGUUCCCCAUUACAAUUGCAUGUGAAAUUAACUCUUGUUGGUCAGUUGUUUUGACAGAGCUGUUGUUGAACUUAAUAAUGAUGUUAAAAAACAAUAGCAGUAGUAUUGGCAAUGGUGUAAUAUAGUGGUAUAUUGUGUGUUUUUUAUACUGUAUACUGGUACAAGGAAUUGCUGAGACCCCAGGGUACCUCUCACUUUAAACUUCAUGUCUUAGUUAUUCACAACACAAACUCACCCAUGGACAGGUAUCAGUGUGUACAACUGCUGAAAUCAUGUUAUGUUCCAACACCUUUUAUACUGGUCAGAGAUGUCAUUUUGACUUUAAUAAGGAACCAAUAAUUUAGUGAAAGGUGCAGUACAACCUGUAUCUUUUAAGAUACCGGUCUCUGUGUGUGCAGCGUUAAAAAAUGUUUAAUAUUGUAGCCUAUAUUCAAAAACUGAAAAUGUUUGGUUGAUUAUACAAAUUGUAUGGACUGUAAAAAUAGAAAUGCCAUUAAAGCAUUUGAUUUCUUUAAAAAAUCAU